This is a messenger RNA of Acipenser ruthenus (sterlet), 5195 nucleotides long. RefSeq names its product sorting nexin-5-like. The transcript is spliced from 13 exons. Lineage: Eukaryota; Metazoa; Chordata; Actinopteri; Acipenseriformes; Acipenseridae. Gene Ontology annotation, biological process: pinocytosis. The coding region runs from base 294 to 1415 and encodes 373 amino acids. Gene Ontology annotation, molecular function: dynactin binding; phosphatidylinositol binding. Gene Ontology annotation, cellular component: endosome. The record is from RefSeq and is a predicted model, not a curated record.
GAAAAAUUGAUAAACCCAGUGUCUGGCCAAUCGCGAGGGUUUGGAGUCGGGUUUUAAAGUUAGUGGAAGUGGCAGGGUGAUUGAUAGGGACGGUAGAAAGCGUUGUGCAUUAUCUGCAAAUUAAAUUCAACGUUAAUUUAAUGACAUUGCCCCGAAUAGCUGUGCAAGGAACAGUGUUGUCCAUUGUCGCUUUAUAGGUUAAAGAUGGCAUCGACUCCCGAGGAAAACGAUAACGACAGCAAGGUAAACAACUCAGAUCGGUUUCUGUGGACCUGAACAACGACACCUCUUUCAUGAUCGACAUUCCUGACGCCCUCUGUGAAAGAGAUAAAGUCAAGUUUACAGUGCACACCAAGACUACACUAGGCACCUUCCAGAAACCAGAGUUUUCAGUGCUCAGACAACAUGAAGACUUCAUCUGGUUACAUGACACGCUUGUUGAGACUGAAGAGUAUGCAGGACAUAUUAUUCCUCCAUCCCCUCCGAAGCCUGACUUUGAAAGUCCGAGGGAAAAGAUGCACAAGCUGGGAGAAGGGGAGGCCACCAUGACGAAAGAAGAGUAUACCAAAAUGAAACAAGAGCUUGAAGCCGAGUACCUAGCAGUAUUUAAAAAGACAGUGCAAGUCCAUGAAGUUUUCCUGCAGAGGCUUUCUUCACACCCAGUCCUCAGUAAAGAUCGCAACUUCCACAUUUUCUUGGAGUAUGAUCAGGAUCUGAGUGUGAGGAGGAAGAAUACCAAGGAAAUGUUUGGCGGUUUCUUUAGAAACAUGGUGAAGACUGCGGAUGAAGUGAUCAUUUCUGGAAUAAAGGAAGUGGAUGAUUUUUUUGAUCAAGAGAAGACAUUCCUUCUUGAUUAUUACAACAAAAUCCGAGAUGCAACUACGAAAGCGGAAAAAAUGACAAGAACACACAAAAAUGUUGCGGAUGACUACAUUCACUUCUCAGCCACGUUGAACAGCCUUUCUGCAGACGAAUCCACUGCACUUAAAAUGUACCUGCUGAAGCUUGCAGAGCUAUUUGAAAAACUCAGGAAAGUGGAAGGGAGAGUGGCUUCUGAUGAAGAUUUGAAGUUGACCGAGUUGUUAAGAUACUACAUGAGAGACAUUCAAGCAGCUAAGGACCUGUUGUAUCGGCGAGCGAGAGCCCUUGCAGACUACGAGAACUCCAAUAAGGCUCUGGAGAAGGCACAACUGAAGAGCAAAGAGGUGCAACAAGCAGAAGAGCACCAGCAACUCUGCUGUCAGAAAUUUGAGAAGCUCUCCGAGUCUGGAAAGAGAGAACUGACAAGUUUUAAAGGGAGGAGAGUGGUGGCUUUUCGCAAGAAUCUUAUUGAAAUGGCUGAACUAGAAAUAAAGCAUGCAAAAAGCAGCGUGUCUCUCCUGCAAAGCUGUAUUGACAUGCUAAAGACUAAUUGACUGUUCAUUGACAUGUCUUCUGAUGCAGUGAGAAGGGAAUAUUAAGCCAACUGUGAUUUGCACUUCAGUUGUGUAUUGCCACAAAAUUUUUACAGUUAGCUGAACCCCAGCUGAUCCCAGGUUUACAUUGAUUUGUAUGCCCCUAUAUCUAGUAAACCAUUUUAGGUAAUCAUUGCAUUUGUUAUAAUCAGUUACUCUCAUAGGUCUUGCUGCUAAAAUGUGGCAUGCCUAAAGUCAAGGAAAAUACAUGUUUUUAUUACUUUAGUACGGUACCUUUUCAUAAUGCGGUCAUGUAAAACUUAACAAAGUAAUUUCUUAUGUAUGUAUAAAUAUAUAACAUUUUCUUUAUUCAAAUGAUAUGAGGAAGUAAGACUUUUAUUAUGGGGAAUAUUACCCAUAUAAUGAAUGACUUUUUUGGCAUGCCAGAUUUAUCCAAUUAGGAAGAAAGCAUUUUAAGUGGUUUUAUAGAAUAACACUGGACUCAAGUAUUGCAGAUGGCUUCCAAUUCUAGUCUUGGGGCUGCAGAAAUGGACCCAUUUCUUUCUACAACCACAUAAUAUAUAGGUCAUAAAGUCAGUGUUCCAAAUUGCAUUUCUUGUGUGGUGAGGUGGGAAUAUUGCUCUAUGACCAGAGCAACUAUAUUGUGUGUAUUGUGUGGACCCAGCCUGAGUUCAGUGCUUUUCACUUUUAAAUUCUUCCAACUAGGGGUGCACCGAUAAAACGCUAUCGCCAGUUUUUGUUAUUUUAGCCGAUAAUGUACACCGAUAUUCAUGCUUAAAUUUCUGCCAGCACAGAAUUGAAUGUUUGGUCAGGCGCGCUUAUUAUGAGACAGUCAUUUCCCUUGCAGUAUUGUUUAAGGUGUGAUCAACCUGCAGUAAAUCUGUCUCAAAAGAGCCGUGUUUGGAUUUUGUUUUUAAAUAUCUGAAGACAACAGUAGGAUAGCGAGUUGUGUGCAGCAGAACAGACUUGAUGCUGCUGUAAAGUUGUACUUGUGUUGAUUCAGGGCGAUGCAAGCGUACCAGUAAUGGAGGUGUUAUUUAUUUUCUCUGUCGGAACACAGCUUAGUUGACUUGAAACAAAAGUAUAGACAAGGAGUAUAUUUUACUGCUGCUUCUCUCUUUUUGUCACAUCCCAUUUGUUCUAGCUUUAUUGUUCACCUGUCCCUAUAUGGCAAACACAGUAGUCCAAAACUAAACUUAAAGGUGCAGUCCUCCAAAUCCGAACCGAUCAAUUUUCAAGCAGAAAUGUAUUACUGUGCCGUCUUGUUAAGUAACAAAUUCAAGUUUGACUAAAUUUCAUAACCGGAAAUGUCUUUUUUUUAUUAUUAAGUUGGGCUGCAUUUUUAAGCAGUGUAUGCUUACAAUAAGAAUUUAACUAACGUUGCUGUAGUUGACAUUGCGUAGGCUACAUUUUUAUUUUCUACUGUACAGUAUAGGUAGAAGUUAUAAUACGCAAUGUUUGACAGCAAGUGGCUAUAAAAGUUAAUGUCACAUUAAAUAUUUUUUUUCUACAGAAGUGUUUUCACUACAGUCAGCACUCACAUAUCCAACCCUGUAAAUUUUGACUUCAGUGAUGGUUAAACGCGUGUGACGCAUAUCUGAUUAUUUCAUUUUGGCCCGUUCCAACCCUUGUCCGUUUUUCAGGGAACACAAAAAAGAUACAAUAUCAAAAAUACAUAUCUGAAAAGACUGUGUUUUUUAAAUAAGUAGGCUUCCAUUUAGAUGUACUGUAUUGGUUUGGUUGGUACAGUACUAUAUUAACAGAAGUAGUAUUUUAAUUCAGAACAAUAUGAUUCUGAAAAUAUCACUUUGCCAAAAGUGACGACACGUGGAUUGUAAUACAGUACAUACUUUUAAAUCCAGUUCGUUUUGUAGCAGUAUGUAAAAUUCCCCGUUAACGACCCAACAGCAAAAUGAAAUCAAAAUGUUACCCAUGCACAGACUGCGUAUAAUGUAAAAGGUAAUGCAAUUUAGCACAAAAAAAACAGUUUCCAGAAUUAACAGUAUCCAAAGUCAGUAUUCAAAAUUGCAGAAUAUAGUGCUCGAUAAUGGCCCUAAUGUCACAGUUCACUUGCAAAUGAAAAUGCACAAAAACAACUAAAGAUCACAGAUUACAAAAAAAAUACAUCACAGUAUCUAAAACAAUAUGAUUAACUGUUACAUUGCCAUAGCUUGUCUCGUUCGCUUUGUUUUGGCUGCAUUUUUAUCAGGUAAAACUGGAGGAAGCGCUGUGUAACUGCAGACUGGUUUGGCAUGCAGAAAGAAAAAAAACGCAGGCUGGGACGGAUAUUCAAAUAAACUGUAACAUUGAAGAGAUGGGCUUUGUACCAGAAAACUGGAGACGGAGUCGGAAAUCGCGUGGGAAAGUGCAUUCAUUUGUUACAUAUUGUUAUAUAUAUAUAUAUAUAUAUAUAUAUUAAGGGGGAUUGAUUUUAUUCUUAAUACAAGGGUGGUAAAACACAACUGACUUGUAUCUGGGUAACGGAUAUCCGAGUGCUGACUGUAGUACAAAUGCAAAAUGUUAUUUUUCUGUGACUGUUGUAAAACAAAUGUAUAAAUUGCUGUCAAGCACACAGUAUAAUACUACAUUAUUCUUUUUGUAGUCAUUUUCUGAAGUAAAUACAACAAGUAAACGAUAUCUGUUCAUUUUUCAACAUUUAUAAUUAUAAAAAAGUUUAAAUAUAGGACCUAUGUCUUGUUCUAGUAAUUUACACUAGCUUAACUGCACUAUUAUCGGUAUCCUAUCGGUAUUGGCCGAUAUGGGUAGAUAACCCUCGGCUAUCAGUAUCGGCCAAGAAAAUCUUUAUCGGUGCACCCCAACUUCCAACAGAUUGUUUGUUUGUUUGUUUGUUUGUUUGUUUGUUUGUUUGUUUUGAAAACAUAUUAAAUUGAGCAUUACAAUUAUUAGCAUUAAUAUUUGUUAGAUCUGUUAUGCUUGUAUUUCAGAUAGCUGUGCAUCUGCUUUAAAUGGAGACCAAGCUAUUAUAUAUUGUAAUACAUGUAUAAAAUGCCUAUUCCAGUGACUUUUUUUUUUUUGACAAACUUAAUAAGCAGAUAGCCUAAGAAAGUAAUUGCAUAAUAUUUUGACACUGUCAUAAGUAGACCUUUAGCAAUCCUUUUCUGAUCCUGAAUGUCUAUUUCUAUAGGAUACACAAUCCUAAUGUACUCUUCUUGUCUGAAGAAUAACUUUCAAAUGCAUUUCUUUCUAGAUAUUUAUCAAUAAGAGUGCACUUUUCCCAAUGCUUGCUUUGAAUGUGUUUUAUUUGUUAGUAUUUAUAAGGGGUGUGUUUUAGCAGGUACUGAGCUACAUGUGUAUAUUCCCAGAUUGGGUGGGUAGUUUCCGUUUUAAAAUGUGUUUUUCCAGAGGCUUGGAAAGACCCCACAGUAAAUCAAGCUGAGAUGUGAUUGUGAUCCUUUUAAUUAGGGGUGCUGCAAUCUCCUGUUUGGGUGUUUUGAGAUCACUGCUAAUAAUUCAAAUUAGGAGUUUUAAACUUGAUGAUUUCUUUUAAUACAUUCUGCUACAGAACUAUAGUGUCAGUGCCCAAAACAUUCAGUAAAAUUUAAACCUUUACAAUCAAAUGUAGCUCAAAAAUACCAGGGCACAGACAGAGGUAUCAAUAAAUGCAUUUGUUUUAAUGUUUGUGUGAAUGCUUUGUUGUUUAAAUCAGCCUGAUUGUAUUAAUCAGCAUGGAUUGCAAUUGAUUUUUAUCAUAACAACAAAAAAAAAAUGAAUUUGUUUUUAAACCCCAAAUUGCCAAAUUAAAACUACAUUUAAAAACGG